AUGAUUAGCGCCAUUCGUUCAUUACAUACCGGGAAACCAUUGGAGCCUAUGAGCGCACAAGAGGUGUUUGAUUGCAACCCCGAAUGGUGUAUAUGUAACACUACUGUCAGCGCAUACGAUGCCUUCGAGACUAUAAAUGACAUGAACCUCAUCAUUGAUGUGGAAAGGGAUCACCCGUUCACCGGCCAGUGCACCCAUACGUGCAAUACAUCAAAAAUUUUCGGAACAGGCUUUCAUAUGGUAGAGGCCGAGUGGAUGGACCCAAACAAACCCAUUGAUGUUGAAAAAGAUCUGUCGGUGUCAAGUGGACCACUGGUUGUGUACACAAAGUCCAGUUCCCCUUCAUUCCAGACAUACGCCGGCGGUAUACUAGACAGCGCUGAGUGCAAUACUACCGGCCCUUUUGAUCACAGCCUACUUCUGGUGGAAGAGGGUGUCGACAAUGGGACAGAGUAUUGGUUGGCUAGAAAUAGUUACGGUGAGAGUUGGGGUGAAAAGGGUUACAUACGACUGGCUAAAGGUAAAAAUAUGUGCGGGAUCGGUUUGGGAUAUAUAGCUGUUGGGUAA
Oppiella nova is the source of this 567-nucleotide messenger RNA. Lineage: Eukaryota; Metazoa; Arthropoda; Arachnida; Sarcoptiformes; Oppiidae. The record is from the annotation of a GenBank genome assembly.